AUGCUUCUGGGAGCGAGCCUGGACAGCAAAUACGGCACAGCAACUCGAUUUGGGGCUUUUCGGUGUCAGAUAUUACAGGGUCUUUUGGGGGAGGCUAUCACGGUUAACUGUGCUUGGCUUGGUCAACGCAUUGGCCCUUGUCAACUAAGCUCAUCGUUGUGUUACGAACAUGUCCAUCUAGAACUUCAAAUCUUACUUCUUACGCUCCGCGCAACCGCCUUUUGCGACGGCAUUCAACGCUUCAACAUUUACAGGGCAAGGCAGUACAGUAUAGUACCGUACAAGUACGAUCCCUCGGCCGAUGGCUGGACUGAACUGGACUGCGGGCUGAAAUUGAACUGGCCGAGUAGUACGCACACACUGUGCAAGCUCCCGGCUCUACUGGGUGGGAUGAAUGACGAUGUAUUUGCGGCGUCCCGAGAUGCAGAAAAAAGCCUGCAUGUAACCUUUGAAGACGAUUCAUUCAUGGAAUACGCAGAGCAGAGCAGUGCGGUAGAGCAGAAUAUAGGCGGAAACCCAAGGGAGAAAAGACCCUUGAACGGUCUCUCGGGCUGUUUCUGA
Molecule: messenger RNA, 561 nt
Organism: Fusarium venenatum
Lineage: Eukaryota; Fungi; Ascomycota; Sordariomycetes; Hypocreales; Nectriaceae
Source: RefSeq, a predicted model, not a curated record